This is a messenger RNA of Coccomyxa subellipsoidea C-169, 3075 nucleotides long. RefSeq lists its product as hypothetical. NCBI's taxonomy places the organism in Eukaryota, Viridiplantae, Chlorophyta, Trebouxiophyceae, Coccomyxaceae. Gene Ontology annotation, biological process: lipid metabolic process. The transcript is spliced from 14 exons. Bases 1 to 3075 code for a protein of 1024 amino acids. The record is from RefSeq and is a predicted model, not a curated record.
AUGGUGUUGAGGAGUUUUGCCCAGCUCGCCGGGGGAGUGGUCUGGGCUACGCUCAUUGUAUUGAGAUUCAUCCAGAAGCAAUUCAUUCACCCCCUGGCCGAGUGGUGGCUGGAAAGCGUGCUGGGCACAUAUGAAGAAAGUCUUAAGUCUGUUAUCAGGGAAGCAUUCAGCAAUUUGACCCGUUUCCUGAAUGGAUUCUUCGCCUCGGUCGUCGCGCUGUUCGUGGACAAAGAAUAUGCCAAUACGCUGCAAACGAACUACAGCCGUACUGCGGCUUGGCAGUCUUGGUGGGGUGAGAACAAGCAGAGUACCUUCAACGCCUUGAUCAGGCGGGACCAGGGCAGGCGCUCUUCCGAUGGCCGCCAAGGAGCAACAGCUGCUCCUCCAGCUCAGCAUGCAUCAACCGACAGGACAGUGGCUGCGCAUGCUAGCUGGAAGUGGUGGCGACCUGCAUCCAAGACCCCAAAGUGGGAGGAUCAGCCUGACAGCCGCGCGGCAACCACUGGAUUCUUUGGCCGAUGGUUUGGCGGUGGGAAGUCCCGUCAAAAAGCGCCCAUCCUGCGGCGGAGCGCCAGUGACCUCUUCGACAGGCCCAGCGGCUGGGCGGUGGAUGAGAAGACAAAGCGGCGCGGCUUCCUGGAGGACAUACGCAUGGGCUGCGAGCUCGGCGUGACAUCGGUGUUUGAGGCGGUGCGCCUCGUGGUGCGCCGCGUGCUGGCGCUGCCCUCGCGCAGCAGCUGGACACCCACGCCGCGCACCCCCACCGCCCGCCGCCGCACCCGCAGUGAGGACCCCGGCAUCUUCACCGAGGCGGCGUCCUGGGAGGACAUGGCGUCCCGGCCGCGGCCGACGCGCUUCCGGCGCAGCAACAGCUUCAGCAGCUGGGAGAGCCUGCAGAGCGUCAGCACUGCGGGCGACGUCAUCCGCCAGGCCGGCUACCCCCUGGAGGAGCACACCGUCACCACCUCCGACGGCUACGUGCUCCAAAUGGAGCGCAUGCCCCGCCGCGAUGCGCGGGACUGUGUCUUCUUCAUGCAUGGCAUCCUGGACACCUCCAUGGGCUGGGUCUCCAACGGCGUCACGGGCUCCCAGGCUUUUGCCGCCUACGACCAGGGCUUUGAUGUGUGGCUGGGCAACUCGCGCUCCAACCCGCCUCGCGUCCACAUAGAUUCGGCGCGCAUGGGGUCGACGUAUUGGCACUACACGGUGAAUGAGCUGGGCAUGGAGGACGUGGCGGCGCAGAUCGACCACCUCCACGUCGUCAAGUGCUCGGAGCUGCGCGGCGGCGCGGCCGGCCUCGUGGCAGGGCCCCUCGCGCACGGCUUCCAGCGCCAGGCAGCCGCCGACGCCGCCCUCUCCAAAGCCAACCUCCCCUUCGGCCGCAGCAUCUCUGGCAUGCGCGCGUCAGCCAGCGACACCGCGCUGGACAAGCUGGACGCAACCUCCAUCAGCGCACAGCGGUACCUGUCGCCCAACGACCCUCGCGGCGCCGUCGCCAUGGGCCCCACCGGCCGCUACAGCACGGCGUUCCCGGCCACGCCCCCACGCAGGAGAUCUGCCACGCGCGCCACGUCCCAGCCGCCCGCCACCAUCCCCGACCAGCGCAUCCGCGCCGCCGCCGCCCGCCCCGCCAUGUCUGCUCGCCUGCCGGAGGAGAAGCUGCUGGUGCCCACAAAAGCAGUGCCGCCUCUGAAAGCACACUCUCCAAUGCAGAACGGGCACCAUCCACCGCCCUCUGUCCCAUCCCACCCGCUGCCGCCUGCCCCAGAGUCUGACGUGGAGAGCGCCGGCUUUGCAUCACCCAGGGGCGUCAUGUCUCCAUUCGCGUCCCCUCCAUGCGGCUCAGACGAUGGCGGCGGCAGCUCGGCAGGCUACAUUACGCCUCCAGAGGCCCUGUCGCCGCCCAGUCGCAACUCCUGCAGCCCCAACGGCAAGAGACACUCGGCCGACAGCUUCCUGGUGCAGCGCAGCCCAGCCUCCCUGCCCACCUUCUCCUCCCCGGGCGCCCGCACCCCUGCAGAAAUCCUGAUGCUCGAGACAGAGGCGCUGAAACAGAGCCUGGAAGACCUGCAGCCUUCCACAAGCGGCAGAAGCCCUGCAACGCCCACCAAAGGUGGGCCAAAGGCGUCGCCGGCGAAGAAGGAGGCGGGGCUGCAGCGGCUGAGCGAGGUGAUGGAGAUGGGCCACGACCUGAACAUGGACGGGGCCAAGGCCAAGAUGGCGCAGCAGCUGGAGCAGGGCGACAGCAUGCUCACCCCCGACGUGUCCUCCUCCAAGGGAGUCGAGCGCCAGGGCGAGCUGCCCGCCAACCUCACCUCCGCCCAGAAGAGGCACGCGCACACAAAACCCUUCCUGGAGGCUCGGCGGCGCGACAGGCGGGUGCACAUGAUGGAGCACAGCGGGGGGGUCCCGGAGCCGUACCGGCUGCGCGCGGUGGCGCACUCUCUGGGCGGCGCGUCGCUGCUGGUCUACGCCGUCAUGUGCCGGCGCCUGGGCCGCCCCCACCACCUUUACCGCAUCAUCCUGCUCACCCCCGCCGGCUUCCUCGAAAAAAUCCCUCUGGUGGCGUACCCGUUCCUGUGGUCCACGCCGUGGGUGCUGUGGCUGCUGGCGCGGCUGCGGCCGGGCACGGGCGCGGCGGUGCUGAUCCCCUCCUCGCUGCUGCGCUACCUGACCUUCAAGCUGACGUGGGACCUGCAGCAGAUCCCCGCGCUGCACGAGCUGGCGCGCGCUGCGCUGCGGCUGCUGCUCAACGGCGACACCUCCCAGUCGGGGCGCUUCCAGCUGUACGACUUUGGCAGCGCGGCCGCAAACCGCGCGCACUACGGAUCGGCCGAGCCGCCCGACAUCGCCGCCAACUACGGCCGCCUGGACAUCCCCGUCGACAUCAUGGCCGGGCGGUCUGAUGGAGUCAUCGCGCGAGAGAAUGUGGUGAAGCACUACGACUGCAUGCACAGCGCCGGCUGUGACGUCACCUACAAGGAGUUUGAGUCCUUCGGCCACCUCGAUUUUGUCUUCGCUGUCAAGGACGACCUGCGCCACUAUGUCCUCUCGCGCCUGCUCAUGCGCCACUGA